Messenger RNA from Salpingoeca rosetta, 759 nucleotides. RefSeq lists its product as uncharacterized. The record is from RefSeq and is a predicted model, not a curated record. The transcript is spliced from 8 exons. NCBI's taxonomy places the organism in Eukaryota, Choanoflagellata, Craspedida, Salpingoecidae. Bases 1 to 759 code for a protein of 252 amino acids.
AUGGACGACGGGGUUGUGGAGAAGGUGAUCGCGCUCUUCGAGGAGAAUGAGAAGCGACUGUACAGUGACAAGCCUGGCGAUGGUGACACAGGGGAUGAAGAAGGCGCACGCCGUGGCUACGAGGACUUGAACCUGGCCGUUGGCUUUGUGUUUGUGUUUGUUGAUGUGUUUGCCACACAAGCCGCCAAACAAGCUGUCGAUGCCAAGGCGGAUGAGGAGACCAUAAUCGCCGCGCUGCUGCACGACAUUGGAUGGCUCGCUCCCAAGCCGGACGACUCCACCCUUCUCACCACAUCCGACGAAUCGGUGUGGCUGGCCAAGCAUGAUGUCGUUGGAGCAAAGAUGCUUCGGGACAUGGGAUUCAGCGAUCGUCUCGCGCGGCUGGUGGAAGGCCACGUCCAGGCCAAACGGUAUCUCACUUUCAAGGAGGACGGGUACUAUGAGGGCCUCUCGGCAGGAAGCAAGUUCACGCUCAAGCACCAGGGCGGUGUUAUGAGCGCUGAGGAAGCCAAGGCCUUUGAGCAGGACCCGGACUUUGACAACUACUGCCAGAUGCGCCGCUGGGAUGAAAACGCAAAGAUCAAAGGCUUACAAGUGCCGAGUGUUCGCAGUUACAAAGACAUGAUGAUGCGCUGCCUCUCCACUGCUCUCUGGACCGAUCGCAAAGGUUUCACUGCUGCUGACAUUGUCACCGCCUCGCUCAAGUCUUUCUUUGACGAGCAGGGUGAGCGCUUGACCAUUGUGAUUGAGAAUUUGUAA